ACAUUUAUGUCUGAUAUAAAAUUGUUUUUAUGAACUGUUAAUAUCAGGAGGAAGGAGAGCGAGUGCAACACCUUUUGCCUAGCCUAGAAACAGUUGCCGUGUCAACAUCAAACAUUUCAUUUGAAUACAAAAUGUAGCUUCAGUUUAGUGUAAUGUCAGAGUCCUCGGCGUCAGGUUGCAUUGAGGAGCAGCAGGCGGAGAAGCAGACUGUGAAGCAGAACGCAGGACAGCCGAAGGAGCAAAUAGAUCAACAAACAAAAGAACAGGUUGAGGAGCAUCAGGCAAACCAGAAGACUGAGGAGCAGCUGGAGGAUCAGGCAGAAGAUCGACCGGAAUGGCAGCGUCUAAUGCUGUCCAUUGCCUUCAAGGAGGCCGGCGAUAAGCUGGCGUUGCAGCAGCGUUCACAGCGCUUGAACAUGCAGAAGCCGCUGCCGCCUCUGCCCGCCUCGCUGCGUCGACUGCGCAGCUCCUCGAUUGGGCAGAAGGCGAUGCCGGAGCGAGUGCUGCUCACAGGGAAGAAGCUGCCGCGACUGCAAUCGCUGCUGGGCGAGACGGAGGAGGAUGCGGAUCAGCUGGACGAGUGUGUGCUGAAUGCGUUGAAGUAUGAACGUGAUAUGGAUGCACUGCGUGCAUUCUUCGAGGCGGCCAGACAGCAGCUCUUCAUGACGAAGGACGAACGGCAGCGGGAGCAGCCAAGUCGCCUGGAGCUGGCAAUUGGCCAGAUGAGUAGUAACAACAGCGAGGAGUCUGUGGCGGCCAAAGAGCUGCAACAGUCCAGGGAAGAGCUGAAGCAGCUGCAGGCACAGCUGGAGCAGGUGAAGAUUGAGGGCGUGGAAAAGCUGAAGGAUUACGAUGAGCGCAUUGCCGAUGCCAAAUACAACUUGAAGUGUGUCUCCCGGGUCAACGAUCUGGAGUACAGCUUAGUGGAGCGCUGGGAGGCGGCACGAGUUGGCCAGGCAGAGAUUUGGGGCGAGAACGCCGAGCGAGCCUAUCUGAGGGAUAUACUCGACUUCAAGCAGCGUCUCUCGCGGGAGCAGCGCGUCAGCCAGGAGCUGAGCUCCUUUCGCAGUCGGGAGAGGGCCGAUCUUCAGCAACGCAUCACGGAUUGGCAGCAGCGUUAUGCGAGUGAGCUGAGGAGAGUGGAACGUGAAAGCGAGGCCUGGGAACUGCGCAUCCUGGAGCUUACCAAGUCGCUGGCCCGUCAUCGCGAGGAGAACGCCCAGCAUGUGGUGUUCGUGAAUGAGUACAACGCCAAGAAGGAGGAGGAGCAGCGUCUGCUCGACCUGCAACUGCAUCGCAUACAGUGUGCCAUCAAGUUGCAGGCUUGGUGGCGUGGCACGAUGGUGCGACGUGGACUCGGUCCCUUCAAAAAGAAGCCGAAGCGUGGCAAGCGGGCUAAACCAAAAAAGUAGCCUAAUAAAUUGCGACUCUCACUCUGUGA
Molecule: messenger RNA, 1441 nt
Organism: Drosophila innubila
Lineage: Eukaryota; Metazoa; Arthropoda; Insecta; Diptera; Drosophilidae
Product: dynein regulatory complex protein 9
Exons: 1
Coding region: 153-1412 (419 amino acids)
Biological process (GO): cilium organization
Cellular component (GO): cytoplasm; motile cilium
Molecular function (GO): protein binding
Source: RefSeq, a predicted model, not a curated record